GGCUCCUCUCUGUGUCUGUAGUUUCUUCGGUGUGCGGCUGCUGGUCCAGCUCGCUCCGCUUCCCCUCCCCGAUGGAGCGUUCUGAGCUCCAGGCUUUGGCGCUGUUGCUGCUCUUGGCUGUGGCGCGCGUUUGGGGGAGUCUCCUCCUUGCCAAAGACAGACGCUCUUGUAAUGCCUCUGGGCAAGCUGUGUGUGGAGAUAAAUGUAUCCCUUUAACAUGGCUUUGUAACGGUGAACAAGAAUGCCCUGAUGGGUCAGAUGAACGCUGUGAAGAAGCAUGUCAUGGUGACCCACUCGCACGGCAAUGCAGUGAUGGGUGCUGUGUUCCUUCUACCUGGUUUUGUGAUGGUACCAUUGACUGCAUGGAUGGCUCAGAUGAGAAGAAUUGUGUGUGUGGGGAGAAGAAAGUCCCGUGCCAAGGAACUAAUCAGUGCAUUGAUCCGUGGGAAGUCUGCGAUCAGCACAUCGACUGUGAGGAUGGCUCAGAUGAAAAAAACUGUCUCCUGGAUAAGUGCCUGACGGGUCAAUGGCAGUGUAGGAACAGAGUGUGCAUCAUGGAAGACUGGAAGUGUGAUGGUAUUGACAACUGUGGGGACCUCUCAGAUGAAAACUGCGUUCACUGCCCAGAAGGAAUGAGAAAAUGUGACAAGGAGCAAUGUAUUCUAGAAUCGGCCAUGUGCAAUGGAGCUGAAGACUGUCGCGAUGGCACAGAUGAACCCAAUACCUGUGGCAGGAAUUGUUCCAUGAACAAUGGAGACUGCACGGAUACAUGUACUGAGACAUACUGGGGGGUGAAGUGUUCAUGUAGUCCUGGUUGGGAGCUCCAUGCCAAUGAUCUGAAUUGCACAGAUGUUGAUGAGUGUGCAAUGGCAUACGGUCCUUGCAGCCAGUUGUGCAAGAACACAGUAGGAUCUUUUACCUGUUCUUGUGUCCCAGGAUACCAACUUUACAAUGAAACUCUUUGUCGGGCUGUCGGAAAAGCUCCCAGAAUUCUUCUGGCUAUAAAGCAUGAUCUUGUUCUCCUGGAUCCAAGAUCUCAUGACUAUAAGGUAGUUGUGGAGACAAAGACAACACCUAGCUCCAUUGCCUAUGACUUGUCAAGGAAGGCUUAUUAUUGGACUGAUGAAGGGAAGAAAUUGCACAUCUUUGUAAUGGGAGGAAAUGACAGUCUUCUCUACCCAGAUGUCAUUGGUGUCAACAGCAUCUCUGUAGACUGGCAUACAGGGCAGCUGUUCUGGGCUAGCGACUUGCCUGGUGCCAUCUUUGCUGGUUUGAGUGAUGGCAGAGGGUAUGUGAACGUUCUAGAAAAGAAUGUGGCACCGGAACAGCUUACCGUGUUUCCAGGAAACAGGUAUAUGUAUUGGGUGAACCGUGGUAGAAGAGGCAGGACUGUAAUAGAAGGUGCAGGGAUGGAUGGUUCAGACAGACAUAUGCUUGCUGUUCUAACCAAAGAACAACCCAUAGGAUUGACUGUUGACCACACAACUGGCAGGCUGUACUGGAUCAGUGAGUAUAAAGAGUCCAUAGAUACUAUAAAAGUGGAUGGGUCUGGUAGACACACCUUCCCUGACAUGCUACCCCAUGAUCAGAACCCUCAUGGCCUUGCUGUCUUCGAGAACUCUUUCUUCUGGGCGGACAAUGAGCAUCUCCUCUCUGCAUCCCGUACUUUGCGAGGCUCCCGUGUGCUUCUGAACUCUACAAUCUCUUCCUUCACGGUGCUCCAUGAGGUACUGCAGCCUCCAAGUAACACAACUGCAUGCGUUCCUGGGUUGUGCAGCCACCUCUGCCUCUCGUCGCCAGUCCAUCCUAAGGGCUACAGAUGUGCCUGUCCAGAUGGCAGUUUCCUCCUUCCUUCUGGAAAAUGUGCAGCACUGGAAGUAUUGUAUGCGACAAAUAACAAGAUCUACAUGCUCCAAGUUGGCCCAAAGGGAUUGGUGCGGCAGUGUAAGCUGGUGCAUGCAUGGCCCAUAGACGAAGACGUCUACUUGCAGGACAUGGACUGGAGCAGGGGCUUAGUCUAUUGGACGGAUAGCCGAGGAAGGCUGCUGCGUUUCCAUAUAAAGAUCAACACAGACCUAAUGAUCCCUGCUGACUCACCAGUCUGUGCAGCAAAUGUUGACAUAUCUUCCGGAGACGUCUAUUGGCUGAACUGUGACAGAACUGAAAUUAAAGUUACUAGAUUUGCUGGCCUGAUGACACAGGUCCUCUAUCACACUCAGAACAAAAUUUGGCGCCUAUUCCUAGAUUGGCAGAGGGCAUCUCUUUACUGGCUUGAAAGUGGAAAACCUGCUCAGAAGAUGGAUCUUGAUGGUGGCAAUAUCAAAGAAGUCUGGAAUAACACCUGGACAGAGAACGCCCCGAUAGCCUUUGACAUCAGCUCACUCAGCUUUCUCUGGAGUUCCAAAGAUAUGGUACUUAAGGGGUGGAGUCUCCUCAAUCGCAGGGAAUACAAUCUACAAGAGAGGUGGACAGGUGGAAUAGCAGCUGCCUAUGGGCCUUUCCUGGUGUUGCUGAACAAAACGGCACUUGUGGUUUGGGAUAAAAAAUCCAUGGAGUCCUCUGCUGUGCAAGUAGCUGAUCUACGGAAGGCUGUGUUUGUCUUUAACACAGACCUGGAAGCUGCAAGAGAUGCUGCUGUUGCAGGAUCUUCUUGUGCAGGUGCAUUGGUGAUGACAACAGCUAGCACUACUACAACAAUGGCUAGCACUACAACAGCGAGCACCACUACUACCACUACAGCUAGCACCACUACUACCGCUACAGCUAGCACCACUACUACCACUACAAGUAAUACCAAAGCAGCGGUCCUACCAGCGACUGUCCCAAAGACAACAACGACAACGCAGGCUACGACCCCAGCUCCUCUGCGGUGUCGACUUUUUGAAUUUCUUUGCCGGAAUGGGGCAGAAUGCGUCCGGCAUGAAUACAUCUGUGAUGGAGAGAAUGACUGUGCAGAUGGGUCUGAUGAAGAGAACUGUUCCCAGUUCUGUAACGACCAAGAAAUGUUUGAGUGCGAGAGCGGCGACAAAUGCAUCGAAGAGCGGUACCAUUGCGACGGCUUUCCCCACUGUCCGGAUGGGUCCGAUGAGUCCAACUGCUGGGUGCCGACAGUGGAGUGUGCCUUGCGUUGUGACAAUGCUUCACGCUGCGUGCCUGAGAGCUGGCUGUGUGAUGGAACUCCGGACUGUGGUGAUAAAACUGAUGAACAGAACUGUGGUAAGGAGACCUUGGGGUAUUUGCCUCUAGCUGGCGUGUGGGUCCCUAAAUGGGAACAUCUGGUGCAUAGCUCAUUCUAG
Molecule: messenger RNA, 3296 nt
Organism: Heteronotia binoei (common prickly gecko)
Lineage: Eukaryota; Metazoa; Chordata; Lepidosauria; Squamata; Gekkonidae
Product: very low-density lipoprotein receptor-like
Exons: 17
Coding region: 72-3296 (1074 amino acids)
Molecular function (GO): protein binding; calcium ion binding
Source: RefSeq, a predicted model, not a curated record